Messenger RNA from Cheilinus undulatus (humphead wrasse), 3682 nucleotides. RefSeq names its product glucan (1,4-alpha-), branching enzyme 1b (gene gbe1b). Gene Ontology annotation, cellular component: cytoplasm. Gene Ontology annotation, molecular function: cation binding; hydrolase activity, hydrolyzing O-glycosyl compounds; 1,4-alpha-glucan branching enzyme activity. The record is from RefSeq and is a predicted model, not a curated record. Gene Ontology annotation, biological process: glycogen biosynthetic process. The transcript is spliced from 16 exons. NCBI's taxonomy places the organism in Eukaryota, Metazoa, Chordata, Actinopteri, Labriformes, Labridae. Bases 53 to 2122 code for a protein of 689 amino acids.
GCUAUCACUGAGAGCUGCAGUCGGUGCUCGAUUGGCUUGGUCUGGAUGAACCAUGGCAGACCCGGAGGAUCAUGUUGCAAUUCCUGAGUUCAACUGCCUUCUCCAAAUGGAUCCCUACCUCAAAACCUACGAGAAGGACUUCAAGAGGAGGUAUGAGCUGCUACAGAAGCGGCUUUUCGAGCUCGAGGAGGCAGAAGGAGGCUUUGACCAGUUCACACGCAGCUACCACAACUUCGGUUUGCAGCGACGGCCUGACAACAGCCUCUUCUUUCAGGAGUGGGCUCCAGAUGCAGAGGCCCUCUUCCUCACCGGUGACUUCAAUGGCUGGGACAAAUUCUCACACCCCUACACCAGGAAAGAAUUUGGCAAAUGGGAACUGGUUCUGCCGCCAAAGCCUGACAAGUCUCCAGCUGUGGAUCAUAACACCAAACUCAAGGUGGUGGUUCACACCAAGGCAGGGGAGCGGCUGUACCGGAUCUCACCCUGGGCAAAAUAUGUGACCAGAGAGGAGAAAGCUGUCAUCUAUGACUGGGUUCACUGGGACCCACCUCAGCCAUACACUCACAUCCACCCUCGGCCGACAAAGCCCAAGAGCCUGCGGAUAUAUGAGGCACAUGUGGGCAUCGCUUCACCUGAGGCAACGAUCGCCUCGUACACCAACUUCACAAACAACGUACUGCCUCGAAUUAAAGACCUCGGUUAUAACUGUAUCCAGCUGAUGGCUAUCAUGGAGCACGCCUACUAUGCAAGCUUUGGAUAUCAGAUUACUAGUUUCUUUGCUGCUUCAAGUCGGUAUGGUACCCCUGAUGAGCUGAAGAAGCUGAUAGACGUGGCUCACUCCAUGGGCAUCAUAGUGCUGCUGGACGUCGUUCACAGCCACGCCUCCAAAAACACGGAGGACGGCCUGAAUAACUUUGAUGGCUCCAACUCAUGUUUCUUCCACGCUCCACCCAGAGGGGAUCACAGCCUGUGGGACAGCCGCCUCUUCAACUACUCCAGCUGGGAAGUGUUGCGGUUCCUUCUGUCAAACCUGCGCUGGUGGAUGGAGGAGUACCGCUUUGACGGCUUCAGAUUUGAUGGCAUUACCUCCAUGCUGUACCAUCACCAUGGUAUCGGCACGGGCUUCUCAGGGGACUACAGUGAGUACUUUGGCCUCCAGGUGGAUGAAGACUCUUUGGUUUACCUGAUGCUUGCCAAUCACAUCCUUCAUACCCUUUAUCCUGGCUGCAUCACUGUUGCAGAGGAUGUGUCAGGGAUGCCAGCUAUGUGCAGAGGAGUCCAGGAGGGAGGCCUCGGCUUUGAUUACAGACUUGCCAUGGCCAUUCCUGACAAAUGGAUUCAGAUCCUGAAGGAGUUAAAGGAUGAGGAGUGGGACAUGGGCAAUAUCGUCCACACGCUGACCAACAGGCGCUAUGGAGAGAAUUGCAUAGCCUACGCAGAGAGUCACGAUCAGGCUCUGGUCGGAGAUAAGACUCUGGCAUUCUGGUUGAUGGACAAGGAGAUGUACACCAACAUGAGCUCCUUGAUUGCCAUGACGCCCAUCAUCGACCGUGGCAUUCAGCUGCACAAGAUGAUCCGCCUGAUCACGCACGGAUUGGGUGGAGAAGGCUACCUCAACUUCAUAGGGAACGAGUUUGGCCAUCCUGAGUGGCUGGAUUUCCCGAGGGAGGGGAACAAUCAGAGUUACCACUAUGCCCGGCGGCAGUUUAACCUGGUGGAUAUGGAUCACCUCCGCUACUGUCAGCUGUAUGCCUUUGACCGGGACAUGAACCGCACAGAAGACAAGUAUGGCUGGCUGGCUGCUCCACCUGCCUUUGUCAGCGCCAAGCAUGAAGGGGACAAGGUCAUUGUGUUUGACAGAGCAAAUGUGCUCUUUAUCUUCAACUUCCACCCCAGUAAGAGCUUCCAGGACUACAGGGUGGCUGUCGAAGCUCCAGGAAAAUAUAAAAUCAAGCUGGAUUCAGACAUGGUUCAGUAUGGAGGACACGGACGGCUCAACCACGGCACCGAGUUCUUCACAGAGCCACAUCCCUUUAACGGACGCCAGCACUCUAUGAAGGUCUACAUCCCCUGCAGAACUGCUAUUGUCCUGGCCAACGAGGAGAUAGAUUACUGUUAUUAGAGGAUGAUUGUCUCCACAGAGACCAGGAUCGAGAAUGGAUUCCAAGCCCAAACUGAGUGUUAACAAUCACCUUCAUCUCAAAGUGUCAACCUUGCACACAACCCACACCCACUUUCUGUGUUGAGUCUUUUUCUAAAUGGGAUAAAAAAGAGAAAAAAAAAAAAAACAUUUGUGUGCUUUCAAACACCAUCUGCAACCUUAGAUGCCGUGUAACCCCAUUUAUUACAGAUUGCUCCAUUUGGGAAGCGUCCAACCUAACCAGCAGCUCGAUGCUAAAAGUUUAAACCCUGCCGAGUCCGUCCACCAGCAGCCAGCAGACGUUUACGGGGCUCUGUGAAUUUGGCGUGACAUCCCACACACAUGACCAGUGAAUGCAAUACUGCAUGAUUCAAACAUUUCAAAAGUUCAAGAAUAUUAAGAAUGUUACAUUUUAUCGGUUUGUUAAUUUUGUAUUUAAACAUAAAUAAUGCAGCGAUGUCGACAGAGAUUUACAGUGUUACCAGCACAUGAAAUUACUAAAGUCAAGGUGUUUAAUCACUGUGAUCCAUCUUUGUUAAUUUGCCUUGUGGGACAGUGUACGUAUAAAAAUAAUGUAAUUUGCACAAAGUAAUGAGCUGCAUUGAAUUAUUACACUUUUAAUGGGUAUCUGAAACAUUUGUGUUGUAAUGUUUGAAUUUAUGCUGCUACUGGGAGCAUUUGCGUGGUUAUUUAUGGCUCUGUUAUUAAGCCAGCAAUUUGCAGCCGAAGCAAAGUGAUAAAAUCACUUAAUUUGGAUUGUUCACAGCAUGUUGUAUAAUGCACCAGGAACACUUUUAGCUGAAUUACAAGGGUUUUUUUUCCACUUUGUGAAAACUAAUGCAUAGUUUAUCUAACAGUAGAUCAUAUUUAUGUUGUGACUUUCACUAAAAUCUGCUAAAUUCCACUGAAAUAAGUUGACACUGAAGAUCUACACAUCAGAGAAGAAGACAAUUUAUAUGUACAGCAAGGCUCAUAAAGCUGGCUAGAAUGAGAAGGUUCAUGUGUACUGUAUUCAUUAGCAUUCCCCUGAGAUUAUUCCCUGAAAACACAGAAACAGUCUGAACUGACAGCUGCCUUUUCCUAUUUGCUUCAACCUUUGUUAUUUUAUCACAAGAUGCUUUUUGACCAAAGGAACUUUAAAUCCUAGGAACUUCUCUUCAAUGAACUAAAUGGUUCCUGUGCUAAGCUGUUUGUCUACAUUUCUGCCAUGGUUCAAGGUCCCAGAGAAAUCAGGCAUCCUGAUACGAGGUUUCAGUAAAUCAGUAAUAUUACACAUUUUCAGAUCUUUAACUAAUGAAGAUUUCAAUGGCAACAAUCUAAUAUUUAAUAGAGAAAAAUGUAAUAGUCUGGGUUUUUUUAUUUUGAUUUGAUUUUAAUAGGGCUUUCAGGAUUAAUCAGGUUAAUUUGCAAUGAACCAAAGUCCACAAUUAGUGCAUAAUUUUUUUUUAAUCACAUGCUUGAUUGUCCCUUUCAACACACUUUGGUCAAGGCACAUCAUCAUGCAGUGUCUCCCUGCAGCCACAGUGAUGUAAAAUAAGUCCA